AUGGAAGAAGAAGAAGCUUCAAUUGAAGAACUAAAUGAAAAAGAAGACGAACAUGAUGUUGAUUGGGAGUUCUGGUCAAAAGUUAUUUCAAAUUACAGUCAAUUCACCCAAUCAGAAACAAAGCGACUAUCAGCUCAAGUUGUACAACACGGUAUACCCUCUGCACUACGAGGCACCAUUUGGCCUCUGCUCACAAACACAUCCAACUUACAAGGCUUACAAGAAGUAUACAUUCAAUUGCUAAGGCAGGAAUCAGUAUAUGAGAAAGCAAUCACCCGCGACCUUCAUAGGACAUUUCCACAUCAUCCUUACUUUCAAAGCACUCAAGGACAAGAAGCAUUAUUUAAUGUCGUAAAGGCAUACUCGAUUUAUGAUCCUGAAGUGGGCUACUGUCAAGGACUUGCAUUUGUAGCAGGUCCUCUCUUAUUGAAUAUGCCAGAAGAGGAAGCAUUCUGCAUGCUUGUUCAGUUACUUGAAAAAUACAAAAUCAGAGGCCAAUUCACGCCCCAGCUUGAUUUAUUAAGACUUCGAUUACACCAAUUUGAUGGACUCCUGCAAGAUCACUUGCCACAUAUACACAGACACUUUAAUGAGCAAGGGAUACGAUCCAACAUGUAUGCAUCGCAGUGGUUUCUAACCUUAUUUGCUUAUAAAUUCCCUCUAAAGGUGGUUUAUCGCAUCUACGACAUCUUAUUUACAGAAGGAGCCAAUUGCCUAUUCAGGAUUGGAUUAGCAUUGCUGGCAAAAAACCAAGCCAAUAUUCUCUCCCUAGACUUUGAUUCACUUGUCACCUAUUUGAAAGAUGAUAUGCUUGAUGUUUAUGAGGGCAAUGUCACUGAUCUACUAAGUGAAUCACAUAGCAUUAUCAUCUCUCAAAAGCGUCUUGAAAAGCUAGCCAAAGAUUAUCAGAUCGAAAGCACAAAGGCAGACAAUGAAGCAUGCUUGAUUCAGUCUUUAAAAAAGGAAAACAGACUACUUGCCGAGAAAUUCAAGAAUCUUAGCAAAGAGAAUCAAAAAACAAAAGAGGAGCAUGCGCAGGCCGCAAAAGAAUUAGAAAUCAAAAGUAAAGAGUUGACACGAAUCCAAGAUGAACGUGAUGCACUACGGCAACAAAACCAAGAGCUGAAACAGAUGGUGGAACAGAUAUCGAUCAAGGUUGAAUCACACAUGCAGUCUGAUAUGGAAAAGUUAUAUACAAAGAACCAGCUAUUGACACAAAAGAAUGCACAACUACAGGAUCAAUUGGCCGAUAUGGAAAAUGUAUUGAUUGAGAUAAAGCUGAAAUAUGCUUUAAGUGAAAGCGAAAGAGAGAAACUGAGUCAAAGACUGUGCGAAUUAAAGAAAUGUGUGAAUUCAACUCUGUAA
Rhizopus microsporus ATCC 52813 is the source of this 1365-nucleotide messenger RNA. Its product is annotated as RabGAP/TBC. The record is from RefSeq and is a predicted model, not a curated record. NCBI's taxonomy places the organism in Eukaryota, Fungi, Mucoromycota, Mucoromycetes, Mucorales, Rhizopodaceae. The coding region runs from base 1 to 1365 and encodes 454 amino acids. The transcript is spliced from 4 exons.